Messenger RNA from Oncorhynchus nerka (sockeye salmon), 1244 nucleotides. Its product is annotated as cyclin-dependent kinase 1-like. The record is from RefSeq and is a predicted model, not a curated record. Gene Ontology annotation, molecular function: cyclin-dependent protein serine/threonine kinase activity; ATP binding. The coding region runs from base 98 to 1024 and encodes 308 amino acids. Gene Ontology annotation, cellular component: nucleus. Gene Ontology annotation, biological process: G2/M transition of mitotic cell cycle; protein phosphorylation; mitotic G2 DNA damage checkpoint signaling. The transcript has 8 exons. NCBI's taxonomy places the organism in Eukaryota, Metazoa, Chordata, Actinopteri, Salmoniformes, Salmonidae.
GGCCAAUUCGAAAAGAGUGUACCCAGCAGUAGUACUCUAGCUAGCUGACUGUAAUAGAGCCACACUCAUUUUCCAUUCAACAGUCGCGUUACACGACAUGGCACAACCGGGAACAAUGGAUGAUUACGUGAAAAUAGAGAAAAUCGGAGAAGGUACCUAUGGGGUUGUGUACAAAGGCAGACACAAGUCGACAGGCCAGGUAGUGGCCAUGAAGAAGAUCCGACUGGAGAGUGAGGAGGAGGGAGUGCCAAGCACAGCUGUCAGAGAGAUCUCUCUGCUCAAAGAGCUAGCGCACCCUAAUGUUGUACGCCUUCUAGAUGUGCUGAUGCAGGAGUCCAGACUGUACCUCAUCUUUGAGUUCCUUUCCAUGGACCUGAAGAAAUACCUAGACUCUAUCCCCUCGGGCCAGUACAUGGACCCCAUGCUUGUGAAGAGCUAUCUGUACCAGAUCUUGGAGGGCAUCCUGUUCUGCCACUGUAGAAGGGUCCUCCACAGAGACCUGAAGCCCCAGAACCUGCUGAUUGACAACAAGGGAGUGAUCAAGCUGGCAGACUUUGGGUUGGCCAGAGCCUUCGGAGUGCCAGUCCGGGUAUAUACCCACGAGGUUGUGACACUGUGGUACAGGGCUCCUGAGGUUCUGCUGGGUGCCGCACGGUACUCCACCCCUGUGGAUGUCUGGAGUAUCGGGACCAUCUUUGCGGAAUUGGCCACAAAGAAACCACUUUUCCAUGGAGACUCAGAGAUUGACCAGCUCUUCAGGAUCUUCAGGGCCCUUGGUACUCCUAACAAUGACAUCUGGCCAGAGGUAGAAUCUCUGCCUGACUACAAGAACACGUUCCCCAAGUGGAAGUCAGGGAAUCUGUCCUCCAUGGUGAAAAACCUAGAUAAGAAUGGCAUUGAUCUGCUCGCUAAAACGCUGAUCUAUGACCCACCCAAGAGGAUCUCUGCUAGACAGGCUAUGAGCCAUCCAUACUUUGACGACCUGGACAAAACCACUCUACCUGCCAGCACGGUCACGCAGUAAAUGUCACAUGGCUCUACUCAAAGGACCUGAAAAAGAGUACAAUUAUGGAUGUGUAUUGAAUUUGUUAAUUUGAUUUUUUUUGUAUCUUUGUUCUUUCUUUGUUUGUCCUUUUUCUAUCUAAUAUGAAUAACUAUUCUGUAAAUAACUUUUAUGUAAAAAAACAAAGUUUGAAUCUAAAGUGACAGUAUAUUUUCAAUAAAUUGCACUUUUGCAGAACUGA